Molecule: messenger RNA, 546 nt
Organism: Prunus armeniaca (apricot)
Lineage: Eukaryota; Viridiplantae; Streptophyta; Magnoliopsida; Rosales; Rosaceae
Source: the annotation of a GenBank genome assembly
AUGGCAGGAGAAGGAAGUAGCUUCGUGCAACCAGCAAUUCCACACUUCAAUGGGCCUAGUGGAGAAUGGAAUCAAGCAGUAUGUAGAGGGUGCAAAGUUAACAUAAGCUCAAAUGAAAGCCUUAGAGGAUCGAAGCUUAAAGAUUUGAAGACCAAGAACUAUCUCUUUCAAGCCAUUGAUAGAGCUAUAUUGGAGACCAUCUUGAAGAAAGAUACAACGAAGGAUAUAUGGGAUUCAAUGAAGAAGAAAUAUCAAGGGACGGCGAAAGUCAAGCGUGCUCAACUUCAAGCUCUUCGCAAAGAGUUUGAGAUGCUCAAUAUGAAGGUUGGAGAGUCAGUUGAUGAGUAUUUUGGAAGGACUCUAAACGUGGCUAACAAGAAGAGGAUCAAUGGAGAGAAGCUGGAAGAUGUAGCUGUUAUCGAAAAUAUUCUGAGAUCAAUGACACCAAAGUUUGACUAUGUGGUGUGUUCGAUUGAAGAAUCAAAAGAUCUUGAUAAUUUCUUGAUGAACUACAAAGCAACCUUUUGGUACAUGAACAACGGAUGA